Messenger RNA from Drosophila kikkawai, 1287 nucleotides. It is a transcript of the gene CtsK2, whose product is annotated as Cathepsin K2. Gene Ontology annotation, biological process: positive regulation of peptidase activity; immune response; positive regulation of apoptotic signaling pathway. Lineage: Eukaryota; Metazoa; Arthropoda; Insecta; Diptera; Drosophilidae. The record is from RefSeq and is a predicted model, not a curated record. Gene Ontology annotation, molecular function: cysteine-type endopeptidase activator activity involved in apoptotic process; cysteine-type endopeptidase activity. Gene Ontology annotation, cellular component: lysosome.
AAACAUUUGCGUUUAAUCUGUGGGCGCGUAAGAUCAGAAUGAAGUUCUUUUUGGUUCUGCCGCUCCUGGUGGCUGCGGUCUCUGCCCAGUUCGGUGGAUUCGGAGGAGGUGGCUUCGGCGGCGGUGGCCUCGGCGGUGGCCUGGGAGGUGGUCUGGGAGGUGGCCUCGGAAACCUGGCCUCCAAUGCGGCAAACCGCUUCCAGAGUGCUGCCAGUGGUAUUGCCAGUGUUGUGCCCAAGGUUCCACUGCUCAGCAAUGUCCAGAGCUUCGGCGACUUCUUGUCUCAAUCUGGCAAGUCCUACCUCAACGCCGCCGAUCAGGCCCUGCACGAGGGUGCUUUUGCUGCCACCAAAAACCUGGUGGAUGCUGGAAACGCUGCCUAUGCCGCUGGUACUUCCACCUUCAAGCAGGCGGUGAAUGCCUUCGCUGAUCUGACCCAGGGCGAAUUCCUUAGCCAGUUGACCGGUCUCAAGAUCAACCGCGCCGCUAAAGCCCGUGCUGCUUCCAGCAAGGUGGAUGUCCCUAUUCCCGAUGGUCAUGUUCCCGACUCCUUCGAUUGGCGCGACAAGGGAGGCGUCACCCAUGUCAGAUUCCAGGGCACGUGCGGUUCCUGCUGGGCCCAUGCCACAGUUGGUGCCAUUGAGGGUCAUGUUUUCCGCAAGACAGGCUCUCUGCCCGUCCUCUCCGAGCAGAACCUGGUGGACUGUGGUCCAGCUGAAGAUUUUGCUCUGAACGGCUGUGAUGGUGGCUUCCAGGAGGCUGCCUUCUGUUGGAUCAACGAGGACCAGAAGGGCGUCUCUCAGCUGCCAACGUAUCCAUACCUGGACAAGCAGGACACCUGCAAGUACGACGAAAGCAAGGCGGGAGCCCACAUCAGUGGAUUCGGCACCAUUCCGCCCAAGGACGAGGAGGAGCUAAAGAAGGUGGUGGCCACCCUGGGACCCGUUGCCUGCUCGGUGUACGGCAUUGAGAGUCUGAAGAACUACGAUGGCGGCAUCUACAACGAUGAGGAGUGCAACAAUUCCGCGGAGCCCAACCACGCCAUCCUGGUUGUGGGCUAUGGCUCGGACAACGGUAACGACUACUGGAUCAUCAAGAACUCCUGGGAUGACACCUGGGGAGAGCAGGGCUACUUCCGUCUGCCGCGCGGCAAGAACUUCUGCCUUGUGGCCGAUGAGUGCUCCUAUCCCGUGGUUUAAGCUUUUGGCUUUCACUAGGAAAUGUCCAAAGUUAUGUUCUGGUCUAAGUUCAUUUUUGAAAUAAAACGAUUUAAAUGAUUUUACGAUA